AUGAAUCGUCCGGCCUGCAUUGCAUGUAGAUUUGUGAGACGAUAUCAAUUAUCUCCGUCACAUGUCAACAAACCCAAAACCGACAAUUUCCAACGAAAUUCUGAGUUGACAAUUCACAGACACCGGUUGCAGGAACGACACUGUCAUUCAUCACUUGUCAAUACAGAAACGCCAAAAGAAAGGGAGAACCCUAAAACUGUCAAUACAGAAUCGCCAAAAGCAAAGGAAAAUCCCAAAACUCUCAAUACAGAAUCGCCAAAAGCAAAGGAGAUUCCCAAAACUGAAUUUUUUGAUGAAAAAGUAUCCACACAAUUUGUUCCAUCUCAAAGUAGAAGAGUUAUAGUUGAUCCAGCAUCUGUUAAACAAGUCUUUUAUUUUGAUACCCUUUCUUAUGUGAAAAGACUGGAAAAAAAUGGUUGUAGUAGAGAACAAGCAGAAGGCAUUACAGAAUGUUUUACUGAUAUAAUACAUUCAACAAUAGAUUACCAGAGUCGUAAUAUGACUACAAAACCACAACAGGAAAUAUUAACCCAACAGUUAUUAGCAGAAAUAAGUUCCAUUAAGAAAGAUAUGGUAAUAUUACAGAAAAGUGAAUUUACAUCUUUACAGCAUGAAACAGAUAAACUUGGUGUAGAAAUAAAAAUGCUAAAAGAAACAUUAGAUGAUGAAAUGGGGAAGGUGAAAGGUCAAAUAAAGUUAGAUAUUAAUUUGGAGAGAGGGAGAGCCAUAGAAGCUCAUGCUGGAAGUGAGAAAGAACUUGCUCAAUUACAUAAUAAAAUUGAUACUGGUAUAGCUAAUUUAAAAACAAUGUUUGAACAGUAUAGAAAUGAUAUGUUUAAAUAUGCAGGAGGAACUGUGCUGACUAUGGCUUCACUCUCAUUGGCUUUAAUGCGUUUUCUACAUUGA
Messenger RNA from Lottia gigantea (owl limpet), 906 nucleotides. RefSeq lists its product as hypothetical. The record is from RefSeq and is a predicted model, not a curated record. Gene Ontology annotation, cellular component: mitochondrion. The transcript is spliced from 7 exons. The coding region runs from base 1 to 906 and encodes 301 amino acids. NCBI's taxonomy places the organism in Eukaryota, Metazoa, Mollusca, Gastropoda, Lottiidae.